CCCUGGGCGACAAGAGCGCAUUCACAAGAUAUCGUUUACCACUACCACGCGGGGCUAUCUGGUCUAGCAGCAAGCCACGAAGAGAAGAGAGGAGAAAAUCAGCAAACCUGCUGUUUCUUUUUUUCCCACUCCUUUUUUUUUGGCGACACAAGGAUGGCUCGAUUGAAUGAAUCAACAGCACCGACCGAGUCCAUUGAAGCCCUUAAGAGACGCUUUGUGCGGCAGAAUCGUGAGAUCGCUCGAGUCAACUCAAUACAGUCUCUGCGCAUCCGCAGCCUGGAGUCGGAGAUAUCUCAAUUACUCGCCGAAAAUGUGUCCCUUCGAGAGCAAGCAAUAGCGCUCAGUCAGGAGCUAGAAAGAUAUCAGGCCGUUAAGCUACUUCAGGAGGGGGUUUACGACAUCAAGUCAAGGCUAGAUGUUAAGCUGACGGAAUUCAACAAUCUGGUGGCCGAGCUGGGUGAGCUACCGCGCAACUACAGAAAGAAAAACACUGCCGCGCCGAUAACAAGCUCGACGCAGUCAGUAUUGGAUUGGGAGCGCAAAACAGCCGAGAACGAGUUGAGCCUCGCCCCUGACGAGGACGGAAAGCUUCCUGUCAUACUCGAAGACAAAUACUACCCAAGAAAGACAUUGGAAGCGCAAGACAUCCAAGGUCUGCUCGAUAGCGAUUGCAAUGUAUCACAGUCCCCUGCGUUCAACGAUCCUUCCAGCGUGGAUACAAACAAUGACGUUACUGGAUGCUCGCCGAACUCAAAUAAACACAUCGGAGUAGAUGAGACAUCGCAGAACUACAGACAUGGAAAUGAUGCCGAUAUUCUCCAACCACGCGCACCUGGCCAUGGAGAAAAUAGUUAUCAACAUGAUGUGACGAGCCUUCAGAGCCAUGCCGUGGCAUGUGAUGCAGAUCAUGUGCAGGUAAUCCGGAGCCAUGGACCGAGCCUAGGUGAGAAGCGAAAGUUCUCAGCAGAAAUAGACGACCGAUACGGGGUUCUGCUGGAUGAGAACGACGAUUUCGAAUUCCGGCAGACUCGAUCACCUUCUAACACAGCCGAGUUGACUGAACCGGCAUGCGGCGGGAAACUACCCUUCAAGAAAGAUGCACAUCAACACAAAGAGAGCAAGAAGAACUUGAAGCAAGCCCGGCGGAAGAUCCUCGAGCAAAAGAGCACCAACUUCAGUAUCAAUUCACCGAAACAGGCGUACAACAACAUCCCCGAUGGUGUACUCUCUCCCCAAGGAGACUCGUUUGCGACAGUGGCAGAUGGUAAGGGCCAUGAGACAAGCCCGGCAACUGCUACGCUAUUCACGCAGGACGGAACUAACAGCACUCUGAUGCAUCAUGACCCCGGCACUUCUCGCAAAGCAGACGAGGGAAAUAUCAACACCGUACGCGAGUCGGAAGCCUUGGGAUUCCCAAGUAAAGACGAACAAUCUGAGCCACCCAUCUCGGGAACAAUAGAGAGGCAUGCAGUGGCAUAUGGCGUCGGUGGCUCCUCCAGGCCGACAAGGCGUCAAAGAGCCGUUGUGAGUUAUGCAGAGCCUAAUCUGCGGGACAAGAUGCGUCGGCCUACAAAUGAGCUAGUAGCGGCAGUUGGCGAUCAAACAAGGAGAACCUCUGGCACAGCGAACAUCUCGGCAAGCACGAAAGAGGAUGAGGAUACAUGUGGGCGACGCAAGUCGGAUGCAAUGAAGUCACAGGUUACGGGCGUUGGGAGUAAGAGUUCGCCUUCACUUCCAUUGAAUUUUGCUACAGAAUCCCCAUCCCAAAGUAUGAAAAUGGUGUCCCACAGGAAACGCAAGGCCUCUCUGGCAAGCAACUAUGACCAUGCAGUGGCUCGUCAGGCAGCGGAUGCAAGUGGUGAGCACCCCGAUGAUUCGUUGACCGGAGUCGAUCAGCAGCCGGAAGCUCAAAAUAUCGCCACGCCCCCAAAAGAUCACUCGAAUGAAUACUUCGAUACACGGGCAGCCACGAAUAGUACGACGAAGACAGUAUUGGGUGCAUGCCAACUACAACAAAGCACACCUCGACAACCCAAACGGCGCUCAUCGAGCCUGAAGCCCUCCGAACAAGCCAUGAACAAACCGGGCGAGGGAGUCUAUGCGGACAGGAUAUGUGCAGAUAUAACACCAACUCGUUCAAGGAUAUCGCCUCCAACUCCCCACGAGCUCCUUGGGCAACCAGGUCAAGAUGGGCGUGCUUCAACAGAAAUCGGCCGGGUUCCUUCAGCCACAUCCGUGCCAACAGACCCAAGGCAAAUUGGGCGAUCUUUGCGCGCCGCUGCUAGGAGAAAGAGUAUGAUGUUGUAAACACUUCGGUGGUGCGAUGGAAACAAUG
Messenger RNA from Aspergillus homomorphus CBS 101889, 2335 nucleotides. Its product is annotated as shugoshin family protein. The record is from RefSeq and is a predicted model, not a curated record. The transcript has 4 exons. Bases 154 to 2307 code for a protein of 717 amino acids. Gene Ontology annotation, cellular component: chromosome, centromeric region; nucleus. Lineage: Eukaryota; Fungi; Ascomycota; Eurotiomycetes; Eurotiales; Aspergillaceae. Gene Ontology annotation, biological process: meiotic chromosome segregation.